AUGGCGGCCGGCGGAGGUUGGGUAACUGAAGCGAUUGGAACUCUGGAAAUUUAGGUAGAAAUAUAAAUUUCCUAAAAGAUCCGAGGAGUACGAUUAAAGGAGGAAUUCUUCGUAUCGGGGAUGGAUCUAAUAAAGACACCAAAGGUAAAUUAAGGUGACGUCCACACUUAGAAAUAGAUCCAAUUUCGGCAUCGAUCACAUGACCGGCAUUUAUGCAGCCUUCAGCCCAUUUUAUCCAUCCAAAGAAGAAUACUUUUAUCUAAAAGUUUUGGAAAAUACUGGAAAAGUGUUUUUAGCCAGAUUUAAUUUCGAGAGAUUGGAAGAAAUCAAGCCGAAGAUUGACAAGUUCUCGUUGAUUUUCUUAUUUUUCCUCCUCACGCAACUUGAUUCACAUGAAUGCAUCUAAAUUUUGUCUGCAUAUUACUCAGACACUAAUAUUGAAUAACAUUCUGGUGAAGCGUAAGUUGCUUUUUUUAACCGUUAAGACACCAGAAUGCCUUUUUUUGGCUCCUUGAUCUACUACAUACUGAAACAAAAUUAGAGUUUCCUGAGAUACAUCUUCUAUUGUACCAUCCUUCCUUCAGAAAUAGACGUUAAUUUAUUGAACAAUAAUUAAUACAAGAUAAAUAACAGUGGACGAGACUAUAAGUAGGCAGCUGCAAGAACCAGAAAUAGGGCUCCCUGUUAGAGUUUUUGGUGAGAUUUCUCUAUAGCCCUAUACUUCAUUCAUUGUGACUGCAGUUCUUGGAUGAAGAAGACAAUGGAAAAAACAACAGAUUGUCUUUGGCAUAACAAGACUGUGUUUUACAAUGGUAUAGGGUUGUGGAGAAAUCUUACUGAGUUUUUCAGAAAUUGGGUUUUAUGUAGAUAGAUAACUUUAUUUCUGCACAGUAAAAUCCUUCAGCACAAUCUAAGAGUAUGGAAUAUCAAAUUCUGCCUAGCUAAACAAACUAAUAAUUAAUGCAAUAUGAUAGGAAUAAAACUGAUUAAUUCCAGCUGCUUUUUGAGGAUGCUGUGUUUCAUUCAAAAGCUAUAAUGCCACAUAAUACUUUUAAAUUCAAUUUAAAAAAAUGUUGAUCUGAGUUCAUGGAAAAGACUGUUCCACAACAAAGCACCCCUAUGGAAAAUCUUCUCUUCAAUGAUGUUGUGAUGAAAACAGCAAUGAAUGAUUUGAAACCUGUUUUUCUCGUCUAAGAAUAAUAAUAAAUGUCUUUAUUGCUCAUUAGAUGAAAAUACAUAUCUAAUGUUACAGGAUAAAAAGAUUCAAGGUGCAGCCAAAAAUUAAAAUACAAGAAAAAGAAUAAAAAGGUCAAACUAGAUACAAUAUAUCUGGCAUAAAAUAUCAUAAAAGGUUGUAUUUAUAAAUUAAUCUAUUUACAAAUUAAAACCUGCAGUGUUUAUAUUAGGCCAUUGGCAGCUUUUAUGUAGGUUAAAUUGUUCUUUUCUUGCCAUAAGCAAACCUUCAGAGGCUGGUUUUCAUGCUGUUGAACUAUUGUAAGAAUUUGUUACUCUUUUCCUGAUACAUAGAUUGAAAAUGUCCGUUUAAUGACAAAGAAUGGAAAAAGGAAGGUUGCAGUGGGUAAUUUAUACCUUACAGCUACUCAUCUAAUAUUUGUUGAUCCAGAUUGCUCCAAAGAAACAUGGGUAAGUUAGAACUUGGCACAUUGGAAAAGGGAAUGUAAAAAUUAACUUUUUUACAAACCCUUCAUCCCCUUCCCCCUUCCCUCCUUGCUCACCAGCUCUUCUCAAAACAAACAAACUAAAAGACUUUCAAUCAUAUGGCAUUUCCAGUUAUAAGUAAUAUUUAAUGUGCUGAGCAAAAGAAUGCUUCCUUCAGUUUUUAACAUACCUGCUUUGUAUUUGUUAGCUAUGUGGCUUUCGGGCUCAAUUUCUUCAAUUUCGUUAUUUAACUCUUCAACUCCCAAGAUCUGAUUGAUAAUUCUCCUCUCUAACUACUACACAUUUCCUUCUAAAUUAGUUACGAGAACUUAGUGCUAGAUCAAGAUAGCAGCUUCUACCUGAUAAGUUUGAACAUUCUCAUUACCUGUUUGCUGAAUAAUGUAUGGAUAUAUAAGGCAAAGUUUCAUGUUAAUCACUUGUGGGAGUUAAAGAGUUAAAGGUUUCCUGUGAAGAUAAUUUCUUGAAUUACAUAAUUUAUCAUCUGUAUCAAAAUAUAAUUUGUUACAUUUAAUUGUGAUCAUAUACGUGUAUUCUCAAAUGCAUUUUAUUUUUAUAGAUUCUACAUUCCCACAUUGCAUCAGUGGAGAAGCUUCCCCUCACAGCAGCAGGAUCACCUUUGAAGAUUCGCUGCAAGACAUUCUUGAUUGUGACAUUUGUAGUUUCAAGAGACAGAGAUGGCCAGGAAAUUUACACUUCAUUGUUACAACUAUCUAAACCAGGUAAAGUAUGGUAAAAAACUCAAACACAAUAAAGAAGUUUUAAUUUGAGAAAAAUUUAAUUUGAGGAAACUAACAGUAAAUUGAAUGGCCAAUCAGAACAAAGAAAUAUGUACUAGAAAAAGCCAAUCAGAAAUUGAAAUGGAAAUAUUUAAACAACCUGAUUUGCUAGAAAUUUCAGGUGACUAGGUUUGAACUGGAUAAUUUGGUUUUAUCAACUGAGUUGGUAAUGUAAAUUGGCCACAGUAAAGAGUUUUAGAGCUGAUGUUUCAAAUGUCUGCUUUAGAAAUUCUUUACGGUGGCCAAUUUACAUUAUCAACUCAGUUGAUAAAAUCUUUACCCCCUUUAUUUAAGUCUGAAUUGGUUUUAAGGGGAGUAAUCUUCUUAAGAAACUGUGGUACUGCGUCAGCGGGGAUUAGUUUAGAAAGUGGCAUAUUAAGUGGUAUGCAAACAUAUGAGGGCCCUACUGAAAACCGCUGUGGUGAGUUGGGCUCCCUUGUUAAUUAUUAUUAUUAUUAUUAUUAUUAUUGUUAUUAUUAUUAUUAUUAUUAUUAUUAUUAUUAUUAUUAUUAUUAUUAUUAUUAUUUUAAUAACCAGUCACAGAGUGGAGAGUAGCAAAUAAAUUCAGUACUGGGUUACUAAAAUUUAAAAUUGUUUGGUAACAUGUUUUAUUAUGGCUCUAGGAAGGUCACAUUGUUUACAAUACUUUUAUGCAUUGCCAACAAAAAAUAUGAAACACAUGCCUAACUAUUGUGGAGCCUGUGGCAAUGAUAAGAUUUCUUUAUAUAACAGGGUACCAUAGCAGUAGUGUUACUUGUCAAAAUGCCAACUCCUGUAAGAUUGAAAAAAUGUUCAGAGUAGGGUUUGGAGCCAGCAUUAACUUCUUAGUGAGCUUUGAAGCUAUUUUUGUUUUUAGACUUUGAUGGCAGUUAAAAAAAAUAGACUGGGUGAGCAGCAAAGUUCCGAAAGGGAUUGAAAGAUCUAGUGAAUAAUGUUGUUUCAAUUUCUCUUCAUUACAGAGAAACUUGAAGACUUGUAUGCCUUCUCUUACAAUCCACAAAGUGAGCAGCUGACACGGUCUGCUGGUUGGGCCUUAUUUGAUAUCAAGUCAGAAUAUGCACGUAUGGGACUGCCAAACAAUGAAUGGUGUUGUAGCCACAUAAAUAAAGACUACAAAGUAAGACUAAGUACAUAACUUCAUUUUGAUUUUAGUUUUUGAAUUAUCUGUAGACAGUCAGGUCUCUCUUAGUAACCCCUCUCUCUCAAGUAUCCCCUCUGUAACCAAAAUAGUUUUUUUUUCCUAUGUUAAUAAUGUGCAUGAAAAAAUUACACACUUCUGAUUGGCUGAAAAUGAGUGCGUUCUCAUGUAACACGAGUGUAAAGUUGUAACAAAAGAGCAAAUUACAAAUAGUGCAGGCAUACUUUCAAAAUUUUGUCAGGCUUGACUUUCUUUUGCAAUUUGGUGUGAUAAGCACAUGUAAAUUUACUUAUGCUUAUAACACCAAAUUGCACUUGAAAUCAUGUUAUUUCCUAUACUAAUUACUGUUUUAAACUCUCUUGCUCAUAAGUCACCAAUUCUUUUUUAAUACAGGUCUGUGAUACGUAUCCAAGUGUUCUAUAUCUGCCCUCCGCUGCCUCCAACUCAGUUCUCAUUGGUAGCUCAAGGUUCCGCAGUCGAGGCAGACUUCCAGCUUUAUCUUACCUGUACAGGAAUACAAAGGUAGAGGUUAAGCUGAUACACUUUCCAUAGUCUUUGUGGCAAGUAAAUCUUUUUAAGCUCUUUGUAAAGCUUUUCAUUUUCAGUAGGAAAUGACAAGUUUUGCUAGCAUAAAUUAAUGCCUAUAAAUUGUCUUUUGAACAAAAUUUUGUUUCUUUUUUGUUUAGGCAGCAAUCUGCCGCUGUAGUCAACCUCUAUCAGGGUUUAACUCCAGAUGUCAGGAGGAUGAAAAUCUAAUUCAAGCCAUCUCAAAAGCAACACCUGAUGCUAAAUAUGUGUACAUCGUGGACACAAGACCAAAGGUAUGACAAUUUUUUUAAAGUCCCCAGAAAAGUGCAGUAAAACAAAGUGGAGUAUAAUCAUAUGGAAUGUGUGACAUAAAUGCAUCAUCAUCAUCAUCAAUGCUGGUCAAAUGACUCACCUUUACUGUCUUUGCAGAUCAAUGCCAUGGCAAAUAAAGCAGCUGGGAAAGGAUAUGAAAGCACUGAUUUUUAUGAGAAUGUCAAGUUUCAGUUUGUCGGAAUUGAAAAUAUCCAUGUUAUGAGACAAAGUCUGCAGAAAAUGAUUGAGUGUAAGUACAGAAUGUAAGAAGUCUGCUAGAGCUUGAAAUCAUCUUCUGUUUGUUAACCAGAGAGGCUGGGGCUGGUAGGGCCAAGAGGGAACUGGGUUCAAAAAAUACCGCUGGUUGGGGAGGGGUGGGAGGGAGGUGGGGGAAGAAGGGGGGGGGCUGGGGAAGGAGAGUGGCAGAGGCUUUUAAUAAAGGAAUGUUUGGUCAACCAUUAGGCUAAUUUUCUUCAAUUAUUUCAGUGGAUAAUUUUUAGUGAACUAUUAGGCAAGCCCUUCCCAACGCUUUUUAUCCUGUGGCCCAGUUUCUACUUCUUUUUUUCAUUAAGAGGUGCAAUUGUUACACAAGGCAGGUCAGGGACUUGUAGAGAAAGUCCAGAUAUAGGAUCAUUUUUUGACAAAAAUCACAGAUGGCAGUAGCAUUUGGAAUAAACUUGAUACCAAAGUUAAUGUCCAUGAACAAUUUAUCAUCUCUAGUGGUCUGUGAGACACCUGACUUAACAGCCAAAGCUUUAGCCAAUGGACUGGACAACUGUGGAUGGAUGAAACACAUCAAAGCUGUGUUGGAUACUUCAGUAUUUAUAGCAAAGGUAUUGUUCUGCACCUUUUUGUUUUCACCAAGAUUUUUGUACCUUGGUAAUUGACUCCACCUUUUGCCGUAUGGCUCUUGUCCAAGUUACUGAAAAAUGUGUUUAAUUUCAGGCUGUUGUAGAGGAGAAGGUCAGUGUUGUUGUUCACUGCAGUGAUGGAUGGGACAGGACUGCCCAGACUUGUUCUUUAGCAAGUAUCAUUUUGGAUCCCUACUACAGGACAAUGCAUGGAUUUCAGGUACAUGUUUCACUCUUAACCCUUAAGAGUGACUGGCAUCUAAUUUCUCCUGACCAUAUCACCCCUGAAUCAAACAUUGAGGUCAGGGGAAUAAAGGAGUUGAUCACCGAUUAUAGAAGCUCUUGAUUGUUAGACAAAUUCUCCUUAUCAGCACCUUAGGAAAUGUAUGAAGAACAGUGUGGAGAAUGUGCAUACUGAUGUUAGGGUGUCAAGGGUUAAAUUCCCAGAGGUGAUUAACGUUGUAACUUCUCUCUAUAACAUCCAUACAUUAUCCAGCAAACAGGUCAUAAGUGACGUUCACAUUGAUAAAUAGCACAAUUGUUUGCUUCCAAUUCUUUUGGUUUGAUUUCAGUUCCAUAGAUUGUGUUACCCUGUGGUUCUCAUUAAACCUCUGACUCUCUUCGUGACUAACGAUUAAAAAAGUGGCCGUUUGCGCUGCAACUCUUUAAAAGCUACAAUAAAAUGUGUCUAUUGUUUAUGGUAAAUACAGGUGUUAAUUGAGAAAGAAUGGCUUGCAUUUGGACACAAGUUCACAGAGAGGUGAGAACAAUUUCCAUCGGUUACUUACUUGUGCUGUUUACAUAUGUUUACUUGGAGUUCUCAUUGGCUCCAUGCCUUGUUUUUCGUUCCUCUGAUUUAGCGCCUCAAAUUUUAUUUUCAUGACACUCGAUCGGAAUACAUCAUAUUCCUAUCAUUCAUUCUUCUCUUUUCAGAUGUGGCUUUCUUCAAUCAGAUAUUAAGGAGACAUCACCAGUGUUUCUCCAGUUCCUGGAAGGAGUGUGGCAAUUGCAGGAACAAUUUCCGUUUGCCUUCCAGUUUAACGAAAGAUUCCUUCUAACUAUUCACGAUCACCUAUAUUCUUGCCAGGUAUAUGAAAAUUAAAUUCCUUACUUUACUUCCUGUGAAAUAUUUAAUAUUCAGAGACGUCCAAGUUCAAAGACAACGCCUCAGUUCCUGUACGACCUGUAAGUAGUCGGUGAGGGGGCGGAGAAAGAGGGGAGUUUUUCACUCCUCCGAGAUCUUGGCUGGAUAGUAGUACCCAGUUCUCCGAUAUCUGACUCAACUUCAGACUAAAACAUGCCAAGCUUUACACCCCUUUUCAGACCUGCUCUCUAUACUCCAUACCCGUUUCAGACCUUGCAUAAUUUCCGAAAUAAAAAAUGGGUCAAGAUUCAUCUAGACUUUGAAUUGUCCCUCCUUAUUAGCAAAGCCCGUCAUGUGAGUUACACAAUUAGAAAAAAAUUCAGCGCUCUGCAAGGAAUUUUUACACUAUUUCUCGAGCCCCUCACUCCCAUAGUUGCGUGUGGCACGCUAACCUUCAUUUUUUUUGUUUUUGUUUUUGCUAAGUUUUUUGACUUGCGUAACGGACGUCGUCGAAAAGGAGGGACCUCUCGUGGUCUAAAAUUCACCCGAAAAUCUUUCCCUUUUGAGUAAUUUUUGUUACUUUUCUUUCUCUAAUGUUCUUUGGAGUUUUGAAGUAAGGUUAAUACAUUAGCCCUUUAACUUCCAAGAUCUCAUUAGUAAUUCUCCUUAUUGUCUGCCAUACAGUUCUUGUGAUGUUAGUUUGGAGAAUUUGGUAUUGGAUCAACUUAUAAUUCCCUAACUGAAAUUUUUCUUUAUUCUCAUCACUUUUCUGCUUGAUACUAUAAGGAGAAAUUCUGUCUCGGUCACUUAUGGGAGUUAAAGGGUUAACACGCUCUCGGAGUUUCCUGAAAACCAAACUUAAUUGAAGACAAUAGUGGUUAAAUCCCAUACCGCCUCUCAAAACCAAAAGAGUAUAAAAGCAUAUCUCUGUGGCAACACAUGCCCAUGUAACUUAGAUCGGGGAGGAACGUAACCCUUGAGGAAGAAGAACAGUGUGUAAAAAAUCAAUUUACGAGAAAAUGGGCAAGAGUUCAAACUCCAUAGAAAAUAUGUAUUUAACUUGUUAACUGAACCACAAAAAUGGGCUAAAAUAAAACUCCCAGACUUCUAUUUUCAACUUGAAGGUAGCUUUUUUAGGCUAGGGCUGGAUUUUUUGUGUCCUGAGCCACUGGGAUUCAAAGUAUUUGAUCUGACCCCAAGGAAUUCAUAUGAGGGGGAAUCUACUGAAUUUGUUGUCUCUUUUUUCUUUAGACUAUUGUUUACUAACUGUUCAUCUAAUAUUUGCAGUUUGGGACAUUUCUUGGCAACUGUGAGCGGGAGCGCAAAGAACACAGGUAGAUCAUGUAGUGCCGGACGUAAUUUACGCCCCUAAGUAAAGUUGCCUGAUAGUGUCCUUGAUUACCUUCUAAUAGAAAUUUCCCAAUGGCCUGACGAAUCGUACGUCUUAAAGAAUUUUGUUAUAGAAAGCACUGUACAAAUUUCUUUUUUUGAAGCAAUGGUAAUAUGAAGCAAUGUGAAGCAAGGGUAGGAUAAAAUAUACAUUCCGAGUUUAGUCUCUGCAUCUUUCUAUCGUUUGCUUUUUUUGCUGCAAUUCCUGUUGAAAAGCCUUUUUGUAUGGCUCACCAUGCGCAUGAGCUGAGUCGUUUAUACCGCUGGAGCCUUUCCCGGUCUCAUCAUAUAGCGUCCAGAAAUAAUGUUCCUCUCCCCCCCUCUGUGGAUGCUACGUUUCCACUCAGCAUUUUGUUAGUGUUUUUUUGACAAAUUCUACGUUAGCCAUUCAUACUCUUCAGUGGAGAGAGGCAUUGGGUAUUGUGAGAAAAAUGUCUUGACCUCGGCCGAAAGAACUAGGCUUCUCCAUUCGAAAUCUUGUUGUGAGGGCCACUCGUCCAUCCACUAUCGAAGGAGAGGCAGGGGAAGGGGGAGUUAGCUGAAUCUCGAAGAGCAACACGCCAACACUAAGACUACAGCUUCUCUUAGUCUUGAAGUCGUAAGGCAGGUUGUUUACUCGAGGUCUAACCCAAACCGCGGUUUUACGCAGUCAGUGGGCUUCAGGGUUUCUCUAUUGGAGGGGUUGAUUUAUUAAAUAAAUAUCCUUCCACUUUUAGCUUUCGGCCCUCUUGGCACUGCUCACAAAAGCAAAUGUUCAGAUGAAAAGUUUAGCUAAAUUGUGGAGUGUUUAGGACGCGGUUUUGUUAAACAACGGCUGAACUUUGUUUGAAUGAUGAGACCAGAGGGUUUGCAGCAAUGUUGAGCUACCUCUUAAUGUUUCUUUGCAGUUUACCCGAGAAGACGUAUUCAUUAUGGGGCUACAUGUGGCAAAAUAUCAGUGAUUAUGCCAAUCCAUUAUACAUGGGAGGCAAAAACGAGUUACUUUGGCCAUCUACUUCGCCUCAAGCUCUCAAGUAAGCUAGAAAUGUACACAAUCAGUAGUAGAAUUUAAGAGUAAGUGUGCGUGACAGAAUGAACCAAACUUAGGUGACCUUCCCUUUUAAUGUUUUUCGACUAUGGCCUUUACUUGGCCUCACGUCCUCAAGUGAGCCAGAAUCGCCAAAAAUUGGCGAUAAAAUAGAUAAUCAUUUUUAAACAAAGCGUGGCUCUGCGUGACAGAUCGAACGAAAUUUGCGUGACUUUACCUGUUCAUGUUUGUCAACCUCGCCCCAAGCUUUCGAGCAGGUCAAAACUGUAAAAUGAGCAUCCGCAGAAUGGAAAAGCAUAAGCAAAGCUUGACCGUGCGUGACCAUUCGUGACAAUGUGAACCAAUUUUUUUGUGGCUCUACCUUUUAAUGUUUUUGUUAUCUUUGAUAGGUUUUGGCGGUCGAUGUAUAAUCGACAUGAGAACGACGUUCACCCACGUGAGACAGUCAUGGAUGCACUCAGCAGUAUCAUAGAUCAUAACGAUUCACUACAAGAUCAUAUAAAGUUUCUCUCCUCUGUAAGUAGAGUUUGUGAGUUGAGGUACAGAUCCGAAUUAGUCAUCAAGCCACACGCAUUGCGGGUGAAAUGUCGAUCGUCUUUUGGGUAUGGGAGGGGAAGGUAGUAGACGCGCUUUGUGACUUUUGUGAUAUCGUCACCAUUUUCCAAAAUAGCGUUCACACUUGAGCUGUGAAGGAGGAAAACAUUUAUUUGGAAAUAUACUAGAGGGAGAUGGAGCGAAUCUUGAAAAAAGGGAAAAAAACGCGAAGAUAUCUGGGUGACUACUUUCCAAUCUCCCCAAGGUGAUUGAUUAUCGGGGGGCUCAAUUGUAGUGUCGACUGACCACGAGCAGUCCUUUCUUUUCAGCUAAGUCUGUUCCAUCAUUCCGAAAAAAUAAACUACAAAAAAACUGUGGUUAGCUCGCCGCGCGUCGCGCGGAACAGUGGGAGUUGAGCACAAGAAGUAAAGACUAAGCGAGAAAGUUAACCGCUGUGUUGCGCUCACAACGCACCAAUAUGAUUGACUAUCGGCUGGAAAUGUCAACAAGCGGUGAGGCCUGUAAAGGCUCGUUAACGCUCCAGAAAAAUCAUGACUGAUGAGCUGCAGGAUUGUUCAUCGCCGUUUCCGAGAAUUCGCUUUUGAAAUCUGCCUCACUCCCAGAGUUCCGCGCGCCGAAAAAGAGGGACUGCUCGUAGUCUACUGCAGUGAAGUUUGUUGUACAUAAAGGUGUUUGUCUUCGCCUCAACAGCGGGUCGAAAUGAUGAAAACACUGGCCAAUCCUACGAGUGACUCUGAAAACAACACCGAAAUGGUGGAUUCACUUGAAAUGAAAUGUCUCAGUGCUCAACGUGAAUCGCCUAGUGAUUCUUCACAGGAACUAGCGUCUCUUGAGAAUUCAGUGAAUAGUAUGGACCUCAAGACAACACUGAAGAACAAUUCAUUACUAAACAGUCACGUGAAUGACUCAUCUUCCUUACCCUUUCUGUCUGCGGGCGAGGCAAGCAGCGCAAGUCAGGAAAGUGGGAGUGGGGGCCUGGUGCCGGAUCAGCUGCAGAAAAGUUUAAAACGUCAGGGAUUAACAGUAAAUGAUCUUCUUCAGUCUGCUCCGCCGUUUGCUUUGGAGUGGAAAUCAGUUAGAGAUGUCUUCCAAUGUUCCACCUGUUCGUCUCCGAUUGAUUCUCUCAGUCGGAAGGUGAGUUGUGUUACCUUGCAAUUAUUGCAAUGUCAGUUGAGUGUCGAAAGCAGUGCUGGAUUGCAUUAGUUUUUACUUUUCUUGCUCAUUUUCUCAACCUAUCAGUUACCAAUUGCGACUUGGCCGAUCGCAUUUUCCGUGCUUCAGGUGGCUUUUUUUUAACUUGGAGUUCUCAUUGGCUCGUGAUGUUUACCUUCGCUCUGAUUGGCCAUUAAGAAUAUUUUGGUCUUGGUUUUACGAUACUAACGCGGGAAGCGUUCUUAAUUUGUCAAGUCGGAAAAAAAGUAUCACAUCUUGAAAGAGAUGUGAAAGAGCCAUGUCGCUCAUGUCAUGCUUAAAAGUUUUCCUACAUUUUUCGAGGUUUUUAAUUGCCAUUGACGAAAUGAAUUGCUUUGUAAAAGAAAAACUUGAAAACUUUUACCCCAUUCACACCAGGAAAACAUAUUUAGUUGAAAUGUGUUCAACUGAAUGAAUAUCAUAAACAGGGAACUGAAAAACUGAAUUUUCCAUGGGUUUCAAGAGGUCACUAACCUUUUUUCAAAGUGCGUAAUUUGAAGUCGAAAAAAAUGGGCUAAGCAGCUUCUAUGAAGAAAAAUAAUUAAAACUGUGUUUAUCAAAGCAGCGUUAAAACACGUCAAGCUUUGGUGUGAAUGAGGUAUUAGAUGCAAGAAUCGUCAAUCUGAUUAUAGUUUCUGUUCACUCACUUUUGCAAUUCUAACCAUGAAAUCUUUUCUCCAUAGUAUCACUGUUGGAAUUGUGGAGAAGUUUUUUGUAAGAGGUGCAUCGAUAAACAGUGUUCCCUUCCUGGACAUUAUUCAGAUAAUCGUGUUCCUGUUUGCAAGAAAUGUUACAAAGUCCUCAAGAAAUUCAAAUAGAUAUUCCGUGCGCGAGUGACAGAUUUUAGGACACGACGAGAAGGCUGUUCCAGGUUUUCAGUCGGUGAAGACGGGCACACGAAAAACUACAGGCAGCGGGCGCGCGAUUGUUGCAGUUGUCAAGGAAACGGCUGCCAGCAUGCAAUAAUGCGUACUUCUUCAUUGAAUGAAAGUAUGCAAAAGGCUGCUAGAUGAGUAGCUAGCAUGAAAGUAAUUUUAAUUUCGAGAAAUAGAGACAAGAAUUCUUUUUUACAUGGACGGAUGGUUAUAACAGAGAAUAUACCUUUACACAAGCAAUUCCACAAAAAUUAAUGGUUAUCAUUGCAAGUUCAUUGUACGAAAAUAUUGAUGUUAAAAUAAGAAAAUUCAUUAAAGAAAAUUUAAUACUGG
Pocillopora meandrina is the source of this 11739-nucleotide messenger RNA. The record is from the annotation of a GenBank genome assembly. Lineage: Eukaryota; Metazoa; Cnidaria; Anthozoa; Scleractinia; Pocilloporidae.